Molecule: messenger RNA, 1303 nt
Organism: Dermacentor albipictus
Lineage: Eukaryota; Metazoa; Arthropoda; Arachnida; Ixodida; Ixodidae
Source: RefSeq, a predicted model, not a curated record
GUAGUGACGACACAUAAGAAGCAUUGAAAACUGCAUGCUCUGCCGAUGUUUCGUCUUCUUAGGACGCAUCCCGAUUUCUUGAUCUCUACAAGAGGGAAACGUGGAAGGCAUGGCUUCCUUACGUAGCGACUGCGUACCAUGGUAUACGCAACUUUAUCUCACAAAGGUUGCUCUCGUAAUUUUUGUCAUGGCGCUUCCGCUAACUGCUAACAAAAUGGACACUAAUUUGAACCAAGCCGGUUGUGGAAAAUUGGGGCCAAGGGGAAGGAUACGCAACGGCAAGCCGACCUCCAAGGAGAACAUGCCGUGGAUAGUUCAAGUUAAGGGCAUAUAUGAUCUUUCAUCGAAUGUUGCAUUGAAUUGUGGCGGGAGCAUCAUUACAAAGAACCUUAUUCUGACUGCGGCGCACUGCUUGUUUGAAAAAGGCACCUUUGCGCAAAAGGUCGUGGUGGUCUACAAAUCCAACCUGCUUAAUAAUGGUAAAGCAUUUGAAGCUGAAAAGAUGAUGCUCCACCCAAAAUUCGUAACCAAUUAUGAGCUGGUGCAUGACGUCGCACUUCUGAAACUGGCAGUGGACCUGGAAUUCAACAGACAGGUUAAACCAGUGUGCCUACCUACAGCAAAAAUGGACCUUGCAGGCAAGACUCUUGUAGUUGCCGGCUGGGGAGCAACAGAAUGCCAGACUUCGGCUGUCUCUCACCGAAUAAACACAGCUGCAAACAAGAGCAAAAUCCUUCUGCACGCAGAAGUUGUUGCUCUCACAGAUGAACAGUGCCAAGCAUUAUUACCAAGAAUUGUACAUCCCAUCACGGGGGAUCGCGCCCUGCGUCCUGGUCCCGCAAUUUGUGCUUCCGGCGAUAACCAGGGCUCCUGUGAGGGGGAUUCAGGCGGACCGCUAACGCUCACGAACGACGAUGGAAGAACACUGCAAGUCGGAAUUGUUUCGGCUGGUGUACCGUGCUAUAUACCGACUGGUAUACCGUCAGUGUACGCGCGUGUUUCCAGCCACAUCAGAUGGAUUCGAAGAGCCCUCAAAAGCCCCAGAAAGUGGACAAAGCUCGUGUAUACCCGGGCGGAAUGGAACCUCGGCCAGGCAAAAUGAGGCUCUUCGAUUGUAACAGUGUUGAAAAGUCUACUCGGAAUCGUCGGCUAAUUGGUCAGUUAUGUUGAAAAAAAAACAACGCUAACACGCCGAUAAUACAACCCCGCCCCCCCUCCCUACUCCUUGAAAAAAGAAAUAAAAAAAAAGAGGCAAUGCUGAAACCCAGUUUAUCAAUAAAGUUGCUUAUUCCAUGGAAUACAA